Molecule: messenger RNA, 2197 nt
Organism: Scatophagus argus
Lineage: Eukaryota; Metazoa; Chordata; Actinopteri; Scatophagidae
Product: complexin-2
Exons: 4
Coding region: 658-1059 (133 amino acids)
Biological process (GO): neurotransmitter transport; synaptic vesicle exocytosis; regulation of neurotransmitter secretion
Cellular component (GO): terminal bouton; SNARE complex
Molecular function (GO): syntaxin binding
Source: RefSeq, a predicted model, not a curated record
UCCUCGUUAUUCCGCACCACUCUUUCAAGUGAAAGCCGAGUCUCUCUCUUCGUUGCAGAGAAGGAGGCGGGCUGUAGGACGGAGCAGCCAGCCAACGUCGGGGCUGAAUAAUUGAUCUCUCUCUCUAUCGGCCAGGAGGACGCUAGCGGGACGUUCCUCUCUCCAUCCCUCCGUACGAUUCAGUCGCUCCUUCCCAUCACUGUGCGAACGGCAACAGCUUCACCCUUCGCAACCAUCACCACCCCCCACAACCUCUACUCCUCCUCUUCCUCUCUACGUGAGUGUGUGUGUGCGCGCGUGCGUGUGGUGUGAGAGUGAGUGAGGAGUGUGUGUGUGUGUGUGUGUGUGCAGGAAGACGAAGCGGCAGGCAGGAGGAGGCACCAAGGACGUCCUUUUUCCAGCCCCGGGAGCCGGAGAUGCAAGGGACGAGCAGUUAGAUUAGGCUAUGUUACUGUUGCCUGCUGCAGGAUAACUUGUUUCCGAAGGCUGCUGCAGCUGAAGCUCCGAUCUCCGAUUCUUCUGUGGUGUGUGAGUGUGUGAGGAGGAUUUCUGCCAGUCGCCGGACGGAGAUCUGGCAACAAAGGACUUCCACUUUUCCGUCACUACUGAAUGUAACAUCGCUCGAAUAAGGAAGGCAGGGAAUUAAAAGCCAUCAUCAUGAAUUUCGUUAUGAAACAAGCGUUGGGAGGGGCCACCAAAGACAUGGGCAAGAUGCUUGGUGGGGAGGAGGAGAAGGACCCCGAUGCUCAGAAAAAGGAAGAAGAAAGGCAAGAAGCACUGAGGCAACAGGAAGAGGAGAGGAAGGCCAAAUAUGCAAAAAUGGAGGCAGAAAGAGAAAACAUCCGACAGGGCAUCAGGGAUAAGUAUGGCAUCAAGAAGAAGGAGGAGAAGGAAGCCGAGGCAGCGGCUGCUAUGGAGCAGGCCUCCGAGGGCAGCCUCACCCGUCCGAAGAAGGCGGUUCCCACUGGCUGCGGUGAUGAGGAGGAAGAGGAGAGCAUCGUGGAUACGGUCAUGAAAUUCAUCCCAACCCCACUCAUGGAUAUGUUCAAUAAAAAGUAACAGUAGCUUGAGUGAAAUCUGAUUCUCCUUACAACGCUCAUCUAACCAAGACUAACGCUGUACCUUUUGUCACCCUCCCCCCCACUCUCUAAUCCCCUCUACCAUUCUUCUAAGUGUUCUGGAAAUGAGUAGCGUGCCAUGACUUUGCCCUUCAUGUAAGAUGUUAGAUCUCUGAUGGGGAUAUGUACUUUUGACUCUCUCAUAUGGGAGCAUCUUUCUUGAUAACCUGUGAUUAUAAUCCCAUUUUGAAAGUGUGUACCGCUGACACAGAUCUUGUCUUUACUUCAAGACAAACCUCAUGCCACCUUUCAAAUGUUGAGCACUUAGAAGAAGACUUAACAUCACCCAUCAUCCACCCUUUUUGUUUGUAAAUAGCCUCAAGUUAUUAAAAAAGGGAACUAUUAUAGGAGUGAAAUGUGACAUAUAACAAGAUAAGAGUAUAAGCCAUAUUUUUAAUGUUUGAAAAAUUAUCCAAAUCAUAUCAAAAUUUGAUUGAAUUUUCCUGUUAUGUUCUUGCUAAUAUUUGAUACAUACAGUGUAUAUAAAUACUUUCAUUUUUAUUAGUUUCUCGUAGUGAGGAUUCACCCCAUAAACUGUACCUCAUGUUCUCAUUGGUUUAUUGUGAAUGUGUAAAAUGAGCAUUGGUCCAAACAUCACCUGUAACACCAGAAAGUUAACGAAUUUAUUGAUCUUUUUUCUUUUCUUUUUUUUUUUUUGCUUUGUUUUGUUUACUUUCUUCUAAGCAUGCAGUUAACUUUUGUGAAGUGAAGCACACAUAUGACACCACUUCAUUUGUUAUGAUGAAGAUAAAUACACUAAUAUUUGAGGCAAUAACUGGUUCUCCAUUUUUAUUUGAAUCACACCUAGCCCACCAUGUACAGCAAUCAAUAAUUGACAUUGUGUCUCAAAUGUUCUUCCAUGGGGAACAAUAUAAACGUUCUCCAUACAUGAAGUUUGUCUCAGAGCAGUUAAAUGAAAUUCUUACUAUAAAUUCACUUGCUCUUCAAGUUUGUGGUUUGAGCAUUUAGUUUCUAUGUUGCUUGCUCUGCUUUUGCAGUAGGGUGAGUACAUUUCAGACCAGGGAGGUUCAUUUUGACUUUUGUUGACAUUUCCAUAAUUUUUUAAAAAAAAAAAAUUG